Molecule: messenger RNA, 2321 nt
Organism: Coregonus clupeaformis (lake whitefish)
Lineage: Eukaryota; Metazoa; Chordata; Actinopteri; Salmoniformes; Salmonidae
Exons: 1
Coding region: 760-1983 (407 amino acids)
Cellular component (GO): cytosolic small ribosomal subunit
Molecular function (GO): structural constituent of ribosome; RNA binding
Source: RefSeq, a predicted model, not a curated record
UCCCUUUACUGUCGCUAGCUAAUCUCUCCUGGUCCAACCCACUCCAUCAGUGUGUGACUGUGAGCACGUGUGUGGGUGGGCGUCUUCUUUUAGGAACAGCCCUGCAUGUGCUGAAGCACUACAGAGGUGUGUUAGUAGCUUCCAUUCAUUUUACUUUUCUUUCUUUCUUUCGCUCGCUUAUCAUAAUCUAAUCUCGAUUACAUACAUUUAUUUACCCCCUCAUCAGUCAUUUUCGUCUUCUGCCGUUGUUUAUUCAGAAGUUGUUUUUUUUCCAUGCCAAGUUUUCCUCAACUGUAGAGAGAAGGUAGGAGGAGCCGUUUGGAGCAGUGUGCCUCUCUCUCUUCCUCUCUCACACACACACACACUCUCUCUCUCUCUCUUUCUCUCUCUCUCUCUCUCUCGCCUUCUGCCGCUGCAUGCGUCAGACCGGAGUUUGUUCACUUCCAAGCAAGUCUGACUGAAGGGGGGAACAGUACUCUUUGGCUUUAGUUUUCACACAAUUUUCUCUGAAAAACUUUCUCUGUUUCCUCACGCGCUCAAAGGCAACAAGAAGAGAGUGAUGAAGAAGCAAUAAGAGAGAAUAAGAGGAUUUAUUCAUAUUUUUUUUGAAAAAGCACGUGGCAGACUGUUUUAGCCACUGGACCCUUUCAGAGACUGAGAAGUGAGGUCAUCCUGUAAUUCAUUCUCCCUUGGCGGAGUGGCUCCAGCUUUGCUGUUUGUCAUUCUUUGAAGAGACAAACACACACACACAGAGCAACAAUGGUGGCAGGAAUGGUGAUGCCCUUGGCGGACUUGAGGGCCAUCUACGAGCUCCUGUUUCGCGAUGGCGUCAUGGUGGCCAAGAAGGACAAGCGGCCCCAGACCAAGCACCCAGAGAUCCCCAGCGUGGGAAACCUGCAGGUGAUCCGUGCCAUGGGCUCCCUCAAGUCCAGGGGCUACUUGAGGGAGACGUUCGCCUGGAGGCACUUCUAUUGGUACCUGACCAACGAGGGCAUUGUUUACCUGCGUGACUACCUCCGUCUGCCUGCUGAGAUCGUCCCCUCUUCCCUGCAAAGGGUUCGCCGUCCAACAGGCACCUUGGCCAUUGCCCAAAGGGCAGCACGUGGGGUCCAGUCAGUGGACGGCCCCACAUCUUAUGUCCCCAAACCUGGCAAGGAAGAAAGUCAGGAGGCGAUGGCUGAGCGCCAGGUCUACCGACACAGGAGGAUGGGUGCAGCCGAGGAGGAAGGCCCCUCUGGCCAGACGCCAAGGUUCAGAGGUCGCCCGCUGGCCGCAGAGACGGUCAGACCAAGAGCAUCAUGGGAAUCUGAGGCCAUGGCCCAGCCUCCCCUGAGGAAGGGACGGGGCUUCCGCACUGAGGCUUCAAUGAUGGAGGAAAGCCAGGUGAAGAGGGCCUCCACGGUUACCUUCUCUCAGACCACUGAGGCUAGUAGCAGUAAAGCAGUGGUUAUCUCCCAGGAGAAAAUCAUCACUAAGGUCCACUCAGAAAGGUCCCAGGUGGUUCCGGUUCAGAAAACACAUGAAUCACAGGCCAGCAUCAAGUCAGUCUCUUCCAAAAUAGCCCUCCCAUUAGCUGUAACUGCAGUAGCUAGUGCUGCAGUAGCUGGGGCUGCAGCAGUGAAGGUCUCAGCUGAAUCCUCUCUCAAUAAAGCAGGUAAAGAGAAGCCCAAGAAAGCUGCAGCAGUGACCAUCUCUGAGGAGACCCCCAAAGUCUCCGCUGAACCUGUCCCCAGCAAGUCAGCCAUUCCAGCACCCCUGCCCCCUACUAAAGAGAUUAAGGAGGAAAACAAAACAAAGGUGAAGGAGAUUCCAAAACCCAAGAAAGUGGCAGAAAUGACCGUCCCCCAAGAGACCCCCAAACUCUCAGCCGAACCCCCAAAUCACUCAAAGUUGACAUCACUGCUCCCUUACCAGUGGUCAAUGGCAAUGACGGUGUUGUCACUGAAAAGGUUAUUGAAAAGGUUAUCGAAACUAAAAAAGUGAUGAUUGAAGAUGGCUCCAAAUCAAAGAAGAAGAAAAAAUCUCCCGGAGAAACAGCGAAGGCUGUGAUUGCUGACGAAACACCUGUCACAAAGGUGUCCCCAGAAAAAGGACUGAAGACCCCCGAGGAAGAGACACAGGAGCCCCCCAAACCCCCACCAGCUAUUACAUCGUCAACAAAGCCCAAGGGACCAGAAUCCACUAAAGAAACUAAGGCUGAGGUUAAAAAAGAAACUAAGGUUAAAAAAGAAACUAAGGCUGAGGUUAAAAAAGAAACUAAGGCUGAGGUUAAAAAAGAAACUAAGGCUGAGGUUAAAAAAGAAACUAAGGCUGAGGUUAAA